AUGAAAACAAAGAAAUUAAAAACUCAAUCAUAUUACAAUGAAGAAAAAAGAUUACAACAACAACAACAAAAUACUGAUAAUGGUACCAUGAAAUUAAAUGAACAAUCAUAUACAACAUUAUUUGAUCAAGAGGAAAUUCCCAAAUCAACGAACCAAUGGAAUGAGAAUAUUUCUACAAAUUCUAUUCUAUCAUGUAUCUUUGAUUUAUAA
This is a messenger RNA of Schistosoma turkestanicum, 210 nucleotides long. NCBI's taxonomy places the organism in Eukaryota, Metazoa, Platyhelminthes, Trematoda, Strigeidida, Schistosomatidae. The record is from the annotation of a GenBank genome assembly.